UCCACUGUUUCUCAUCCGAAAAAUAGGAGCACGCGAAUCUCCGAAUCGAUGAACAGAACGAUAGGCCAAAAAAUAGGGAAUUUCUUUCUUCUCUUUUCAUUUGAAUUGCGAAGGUGGUUGUUAUUCCCCGCGUGAUUAGUCCCAGAAAAAAUGUUUCGAUUUUGAAAGUUUAUUUCAGAUCUUUGUCGUUCUUGCGGUGCCUUCUGAAUUUCCUUUGCUUCCCCACAAUUAUUGACCACAUUUUCUCAACCCUUUAAUCCAAGAAGAACAUUCGACCAAGAACCUGCGUAAGCGCGUACUAAUCUCUAAGGAGAUUGCCGGAGCCUGAAGAUGGACAGGCCUCCGGUUCAGAGCGGUGGUGGUGGCGGCGGCGGCUGCAAUGUCCUGCCUCCGAAACCCUCGCUCUCGCUGUCGCCGCCGCCGACGGCGCCUCCGGAGAGUGACAUCAGCCACAUGCCGGACUCCCCUGCGCGCAGCCUCGGCCACCGCCGCGCGCAUUCAGAGAUCAUCGGCCUCCCCGACGACCUCGACCUCGGCGUCCCCGGCGCUUGCGGCGACGGGCCGUCGCUGUCGGACGAGAACGAGGAGGAGCUCUUCUCAAUGUUCCUCGACACCGAGAAGUUCAACGCGCAGCUGCGCGAGGCAUCGGAGACGGGGUCGUCCUGCGCCUCGGCGGGGCCGAGGCCGCGGCAUCACCACAGCCAUUCCAUGGACGCGUCUAGCUCUUUCGACGCGGAGCAGCUGCUUGGGACGCCGGCGACGGAAGGGAUGUCGACGGUGGAUGCCAAGAAGGCAAUGUCGAACGCGAAGCUCGCAGAACUAGCCCUUGUCGACCCAAAGAAGGCAAAGAGGAUUUGGGCCAAUAGACAAUCAGCAGCGAGAUCGAAAGAAAGGAAGAUGCGAUAUAUUUCUGAACUUGAGCGGAAGGUGCAAACGCUACAUGCAGAAGCAACGACAUUGUCAACCCAGUUGGCACUUCUACAUAGAGACACUGCUGGGUUGUCUACUGAGAACAGUGAACUGAAGAUGCGCCUGCAGAAUGUGGAGCAACAAGUCCAUUUACAAGAUGCUCUGAACGACGCCCUGAAAUCAGAGCUCCAGCGCCUGAAGAUGGCGACGGGCCAGAUGGGCAGCAACGUCGGAGGGAUGAACUUCAUGGGCCCGCCCCCGCCGCACUCGUUUGGAGGGAACCAGCCAAUAUUCCACAUCCAGGGCCAGGCGGCAAUGCAGCCGAUGCACCAGAUGCAGAUGCGCCCUCACCACCAGCAGCCACUGCUGCACCCUCUGCAACUGCAAGCCCAGCAGCUGCAGCUGCAACAACAAGCUGCUGCUGGUGCUGCACAACCACCCAACCUGAAGAUGAAACGGACCAUCUCGGCCCCCAACCAGUGGAUUGGCGGGUGGUCCGAGAGCAGUGGCAAUUGAACGAUGUCCGACUACUUCGACGACCUAUAUGGAACGCAGGAAUUUCACGGAAAAUCUUGAAAUGUAUUACUUGAGGGACUCGGGGAAAAAGAUGCUGCAUUCUGAACAGACCGAGGGAGGCCAUAUUUUUAAGAAAGUAGUUAGAUAUCAAAAGAUCGUUUGUUCUUGGGUAUUACCCAAGUGUAGAUUCGUCGUUGAUCAAUAGCCUAUAUAUAGGGUUCAAGGCUGCUCAG
Molecule: messenger RNA, 1658 nt
Organism: Lolium rigidum
Lineage: Eukaryota; Viridiplantae; Streptophyta; Magnoliopsida; Poales; Poaceae
Product: transcription factor RF2a-like
Exons: 4
Coding region: 331-1425 (364 amino acids)
Biological process (GO): regulation of DNA-templated transcription
Cellular component (GO): nucleus
Molecular function (GO): DNA-binding transcription factor activity
Source: RefSeq, a predicted model, not a curated record